GCAGGGCUCGAACUCACAACCUUCCAGUUAUAAAGCUAACGCUCUAUCACUGAGUUACCACGAUCGGUACGGAUUGGGCAUGUUACAACGCGUGGUUUGGGAUUAUGUAGGGAUUAGAUACAUCAUGUUCUCCCUGAUCGUGUUUUGUGUCACUUUUGAUAUGAUUACUUGUAGGACUGAGUUCAUACCCAGAACGUAUGUGUACUACAGUAUGAAACAAACAUGGAGUGAUGCUAGCCAGACUUGUACACAAGCAGGAGCCACACUGGCCCAUUUUCCUGAUAUUUCAACCAUAAUGGAUAUCCUAGAAGAACUUCCUCAAAUAAAAAAUAUGACUGUUUGGAAUGACCAUACAAGUAACAGGAAUUUUCAAAAUGGGCAAACACAUCUCUGCCAAGCCAUUAUUCUCAGUGCCAAUAAAACAACGUCGUAUGCAAGUUGUCUUCAAAAACUCCCCUUCAUGUGUCUGUAUUUGAAAGGAAAAUGUUGGUACCGAGUUUAUGAACAGACAAGUAUUGUGGGUAACAAUAUUUUCACGAAGACUGCCAUUUCCUGGCAACACUGUCAUGAUCUCUGCGAGACUGCUACAGAAAUCACGUGCCGUAGCUUUGAAUAUAAUCUGAUCAGCCAGUACUGCCAACUCUCAGACACCAACAGAUGGCACAAACUUAACCAAUUCGCUUUUUAUGUCAAAAGCUGGAAUUAUUAUCAUAAAACAUGCACAACUGCAUUGUUGCAGAGUGAAUAUCUAGAGUAUUUAACGGAUUCAACGUCACGGUCAUCUGUACACUCCACGUCACGGUCAUCUGUACACUCCACGUCACGGUCAUCUGCACACUCCACGUCAACAGUUUCUACGGAUAUCACUUCCAAAGAUAGUCCAGUGAAUGUGGACGGUAUACAACCACUAAGAAUCGUACUGUUUGACAAUCCAUUGCCAUGGGCCGACGCAAACACAUUCUGUCAAGCAAAGGGUGGCUCUUUGGUUAUUUUGAAUGACAGAUCUAUUGUUCCAGAAGCUAACUUAACCUCCUCAGACAAUUCACAGACGAUAUGGAUUGGUCUCUCACAAGAUGUCGGUGAAAUAUGGACAUGGGUGAAUGGAGAUCGACUAACUGAGAGCAACUGGAAAUACAAACCAAAUCGACAUGACACAUCGCAGAAUUGCGCGUCAGCCACCCUAAAUUCUCCCUACUGGUGGUACGAGAGUGCAUGUCACGAGUCAAAGCCAUUUGUAUGUCAGUUCAAUGAAGGUACCUGCAGAUACCAGGAAGAAAUGGACUCGGUUAUCGUAGCCCACAAUAAGUUCGUGUUAUUUAACUCCUCCCUCACCCAAUGCUACCAUCUCUGCAAUUCAUCGACGCAGAUCACGUGUCGGUCAUUUGAAUACAAUCAGGAAAACCAGACUUGUCAAGUCAGUGACGUCAACAGAUGGAUGGAAGGUCAUUAUUUCUUGCAAUAUAUAUCUGGGUGGAACUAUUAUCACAGAACGUGCUACUUUGGCGUUGAUGAUUAUGCAUUCACAACCACAUCAACAACAGUACCAGUAACAAUCUAUACAACAGAACACAAUACCAAGAACAACCUCCAACCACGCACAUCUACGGUAGAACCGUUUGAAGUCCUUCAGCGAGAACUAAAAGAGAUAGGGGUAAAGAUUAGAGAAAAGAAACGCAAAGCGUCAAGAACCAGCGUCAACGACACGCGUCCCUCCGCUACGAGCGUCGGUGUUGUAGCUAUCAUUGUAAUUGUGUCUAUGGUGGGCGGAGUUGUGCUGCUAGAUAUAAGUACGCUUCAUAUGCACUGUAAACAUUUCUCCGGGAGAAACAAGAAAAAAGAUUCUAAACAUCGUUACAGUCAAAGGCAAGAGCUAGAAAUUCCAAAUGAUAAUUCGGCAUACUUAGGUGAAGUACAUGUGCAAGUGGACAAUUUUGAAAGCAACCAUUGCAGAGUGAAGAAAUCGAUAAAUUUAAAAAAUGUCGGGGUGGCUGAAUUACAUAUUAACAAAGAAAAACCAGAAAUACGAAAAAUAAACAAAGAAAAUGUCGAUGUGAUGAGCGAAAACAGCAAUAACAAUGUGAAAAAUCCAUAUCGACAAGACGAUACGCAAUUAUGACCAAACACCCAUCAUUACACCAGCACAUACAUAAACUUUGAUCAUUCGUUUCAUGUGUAUUUUUAAAAUUUCUUGCUUCUAGGCUAAUCUUUGUAACAUUAUUUUCUGAGUCAUUUUUUAUUCUUAAUUCAGAGGAUGCAUGUGUAUAUAUCAGUAUGAUUUUGAAAAUAUUGUUGUAAAGGUGACAAUAACGAACAGUGAUCAAUCUCAUAACUCCUAUAAAGAAUACAAAACUACGAGUAGGACAAACACGGACCCCUGAACAUACCAGAGAUGGGAUCAGGUGUCUAGGAGGAGUAAGCAUCCCCUGUUGACCACUCACACCAGCCGUGAGCUUUAUAUCUUGAUCAGGUAAACGGAGUAAUCCGUAGCCAAAAUCAGUGUGCAAAGAACAGCCUCAAUUGGUAUUGUUAUAGGCACCUGAUCCCACCUCUGGUAUAUCCAGUGGUCUGUGUUUGCUUAAAUCUUUAUUUUUGUAUUCAUUAUGAGAAUUAUGAGAUUGAUCACUGAUCUUUAUCUUCGCCUUUUCAUGAAACAUGCCAGACAGCAUUUUACCCAAUGACAGAUUGUACUGGUAAAUCAGAUUGUUAUAACCACCUUAUAAUAUGCAAAAUGCUGGUUUUAAACGAGACUUGAAACCCCUGUAACAUGAACUUAUUGGUCAGUAAAUUUCCUCAUAUAAAAACAUAAUUAUCUAAAACAUAUUUUAUUGUAUAUAUAUUUAUACAUACAAUAGAAUGAGAAAUAUGUUUCGGGGAGGUGGGGGUGGGGAUGAUUCUUUCUUUGCUGCAAUAUCUAUAUCGUUCAUAAGUGCACGGUUCUGAUUAACUUGAGUUUUCUUAAUCGUUAAAGAGUAUUUAAUCUGAAAAGCUGUAUUUACAGACAUUAAUAUCAAUGCAAACAAAAUGCUGCUAACAAUCAUUAAA
Molecule: messenger RNA, 3042 nt
Organism: Ostrea edulis (European flat oyster)
Lineage: Eukaryota; Metazoa; Mollusca; Bivalvia; Ostreida; Ostreidae
Product: secretory phospholipase A2 receptor-like
Exons: 12
Coding region: 80-2116 (678 amino acids)
Source: RefSeq, a predicted model, not a curated record